Dioszegia hungarica is the source of this 1170-nucleotide messenger RNA. Its product is annotated as protein phosphatase type 2A regulator. The transcript is spliced from 6 exons. Gene Ontology annotation, molecular function: protein tyrosine phosphatase activator activity; peptidyl-prolyl cis-trans isomerase activity. Gene Ontology annotation, cellular component: cytoplasm; protein phosphatase type 2A complex; nucleus. Gene Ontology annotation, biological process: mitotic spindle organization. NCBI's taxonomy places the organism in Eukaryota, Fungi, Basidiomycota, Tremellomycetes, Tremellales, Bulleribasidiaceae. Bases 1 to 1170 code for a protein of 389 amino acids. The record is from RefSeq and is a predicted model, not a curated record.
AUGGCUUCGACGUCCGGCUUCUACCUCCCGACGUCCCCCGCCGCCCCGGCGCAGGUGCUUAAUACCGACGAGGCCGUAGCUGAAUGGCUAGCCAGUCCCGGGUUCCGGGCGUUCUGGGGCUGGAUCCAGCGUCGGUGCGAGCGGAUAAGAGGGAAAGAGAUCAGGUCUGGCUCAACUGAAGGAUGCACGCCUGCUAUACAGCACCUCAUGCUCAUCCUGGAUAGCUUGAUGAGCUGGGUUGAGGAGGUGCCUACACAGCCGCAGAGCAGUCAGAGGUUCGGCAAUCUCGCUUUCAGGUCGUACAUCAAGCUCGUCGAAGAGCGGCUCCCAGCUCUGCUUCAAUCUGUCGACCUGCCGCCGUAUCUCGCCAACCAGAUCCUCCCAUUACUGAUCCAAUCGAGCGCCUUCGGCCACGCCACUCGGCUGGACUACGGGACAGGGCACGAGCUAGCCUUUGUGUUGGCGUUAUGGUGCUGUGUUGCCUCUGGCUGGGUCGGGAGCGGAGAAGGCGGAGAGGAUGAGGAGGAUGAGUUGAUAUUACGAGUCUUCGCACACUAUCUCAAUCUCACCACUGUGCUCCAGAUGCAGUACCGUCUGGAGCCAGCUGGAUCUCACGGUGUAUGGGGUCUAGAUGACUACUGCUUCUUCCCCUACCUCUUUGGCUCUGCCCAGCUUCUCGGUUCAGAUCUGACACCCCCAAGAUCACUCGCCCUCGCCCAAGCCUCCACCCCGUCCGUUGUCCCCACCCUCAUCCCCUUAUCCCCCUCCACUCCUUUGACCGAUAUGUUCACCCUCUCCCUCUACCGUCUUACACUCUUCAAGAGCGGCGCGGCCUUCUCGGAGCAUUCGCCCCUCCUGUACUCCUUAUGCCAGAUGCCAAAUUGGUAUAAACCGCAUAGCGGGCUGAGGAAGAUGUUUCUGGGUGAGGUGGUAGGGAAGAAGGUGGUCGUCCAGGGAUUAUGGAUUGGCGGGUGGCUGUGGGGGGAGGAUGUGCCCGUCGACAAGAGUAGUGGCGGUGAAAAUAAAGAGGGAGAGGAGAAGAGAGUGCAGGGAGAGGGGCAGGCCGCGACAGGUGCGCCGUGGGCGGCUGUCGGUCGAGUCGACGGGAGAAGAGGAGUUCUGGAGUCGACACGAUCGACCUGGUCAUCACCCACUAUCCCACGCAGAUGA